Molecule: messenger RNA, 1590 nt
Organism: Oldenlandia corymbosa var. corymbosa
Lineage: Eukaryota; Viridiplantae; Streptophyta; Magnoliopsida; Gentianales; Rubiaceae
Source: the annotation of a GenBank genome assembly
AUGACUCGAAAAACCCUUCUUCGCUGCUUUGCUUCUUCUUCCUUAAACCCUUUCUGCAAAACCAAAUCCGUUUCAGUAACAAAUGGAGGACUGGGAGCAGUUUCAGCAUACUUUUACUCCGCUGGAACUGCUGCUAUUGAACCAUCUUCACCGUCCAAUUCAGUUAAUCAGGACACACUGUUCCAGAGGCUAAUGAGGGCUACGGAUCCCAAGAAUCCAAAUCAGAAAGAACCCGUUUCUCAAGUUCUGAAACGAUGGGUUGAUGAAGGUAGAGAAAUUGACAUCCGGAAUGUCCUCGAUUCCAUCAAAAUGUUCAGAAAAUUCCAGAGUUACGAACGUGCCCUGGAGAUUUCUGAAUGGAUUGGUAGCUUUCCUAAUUCAAAUUUAAGGAAUGGAAUUGGUGCAUUACACCUGGAUCUGAUUUAUAAAGUCCAUGGUCUGGAACAAGCAGAGAGGUAUUUUGAGAGCGCACCCGAUAAUUCAAAAGAUUCCCUUCUCUAUGGUGCUCUUUUGAAUUGUUAUGUGAAGGAGAAAUUAUUGGAUAAGGCAGAGCCCAUCAUGGAGAAGAUUAGAGAGUUUGGCUAUGGUGGGCACUUGUCCUACAAUGGUAUGCUGAACCUUUACUCUCAGUUGGGCAAGUGGGUAGAAAUGAUUUCUUUAGUGCAAGAAAUGGAAAGCAAAGGCAUUCAUUUUGACAGCAUCACAUAUAGUAUUCUGUUGAAUGCGUACGGAUCUACAAGUGAUAUAAUGAGAAUGGAUAAACUAUUGUUGAAGAUGGAAGCCGAUCCUUGUGUGGUUAUUGAUUGGUGGCCUUACUCUAUCUCCGCAAAAGGGUAUCUAAGAGCUGGGGACACCGCCAAGGCAGUAAGUAUGCUAAAAAAGUGUGAACAUAUGAUCGAGGCUAAAGAAAAAAGAGGUCUAAAACUCCAUAACAUAUGCCAUGCUUAUGAGGUUCUUAUGACUCAAUAUGCUAGUAUGGGAAAAAAAGAUGAGGUAGAUCGCAUUUGGAAACUGCACAAGAAACCUAUGAGGUUGCUUAAUAGGAGUUAUACUUGUGCGAUUUGUUCCCAUUUGAAAAUGGAUGACACUGCUGUUGCUCAAAAGUUGCUGAACCAAUGGUUUUCUAAAAAGGUAGUGUUUGACAUUCGGAUUCCAAACCUCCUUGUGGCUGCAUUUUGCAAGAAAGGCCAAAUGGAAGAAGCAGAGUCAAUUGUCAAAAAGAUCAUGGAGAGUGGAGCGAAGCCUUAUGCGAGCACUUGGCACUAUAUGGCAUCUGGUUAUGUAAGAAAUAAUCAGAUGGAGGAUGCAGUGAAGAUGACAAUAAAGGGAUUACGUGAACAUCCACGGUGGAGACCAGAUAUUCCUGUUUUGGCUUGUUUUGAGUAUUUAAAGGGAAAAGGAGAUAAUGGCACUGCUGAAGAGAUUUUAAGGUUGCUUGAAGAAGGCGGUGGAUUUGGUGCAGAUUUCAUAGACCUAAUUUCAAAGUAUAUGAGAAAGGGAGAUUCGUCUGUGCCGGCUCAGAUGGAGAACGGUGAAGAGAAGCUCUUAGACAAGGACAGCACUGAGAUGAACUUAGAAAGUGAAUCUUGA